Messenger RNA from Carlito syrichta (Philippine tarsier), 2657 nucleotides. RefSeq names its product coproporphyrinogen oxidase (gene CPOX). The coding region runs from base 52 to 1380 and encodes 442 amino acids. The record is from RefSeq and is a predicted model, not a curated record. Gene Ontology annotation, cellular component: cytoplasm; mitochondrial intermembrane space. Gene Ontology annotation, molecular function: coproporphyrinogen oxidase activity. Lineage: Eukaryota; Metazoa; Chordata; Mammalia; Primates; Tarsiidae. The transcript has 7 exons.
CGAGGCCGAGCUCCGGAAAGCGGGCAUCGCCCAGAGUGACAGUGUGGGGGCAUGGCUUUGCACCUGGGCAGGCUCAGCGCAGGCCCCUGCUGGCGCGCGGCUCGGGGCGGCUGCGGAGAGCUGCGCGCCUGGUCCCCGCGCUGCGCAGCCGGGCGCAUCUGCCGGCCGCCUGGCACAGCUGUCGCCGAGCAGAGCCGCGGGCUGGGGCGCGGUCCGGUGGCGAGGGGCGGCCCCUGGCUGGGGACCGGGCUGGCUGCGGCGCUGGCAGGGUUGGCCGGGCUGGCCGCCGCCGCCUUCGGGCACGUGCAGCGGGCGGAGAUGGUGCCUAAGAGCUCCGGCGUGCGGGGCCCUUCGCCUGGGAGGCCGGAAGAGGAGGACGAGCUGGCCCGUCGCUGCGCUUGCUUCAUGGCCGCGCCGGUGACCGACUUGCGCGAGCUGCGGAGGAGGCCAGGGGACAUGAAGACCAAGAUGGAGCUGCUGAUUAUGGAAACCCAGGCCCAGGUGUGCCAGGCGCUGGCCCAGGUAGAUGGGGGCGCCAGCUUCUCUGUGGACCGGUGGGAGAGGAAAGAAGGAGGUGGUGGCAUUAGCUGUGUACUUCAAGAUGGACGUGUUUUUGAAAAGGCUGGGGUGAGCAUCUCUGUCGUUCAUGGAAAUCUUUCUGAGGAAGCAGCAAAACAAAUGAGAAGCAGAGGAAAAAUCCUGAAGACUAAAGAUGGAAAAUUGUCAUUUACUGCUAUGGGCGUGAGCUCUGUUAUCCACCCCAAGAAUCCGCAUGCUCCUACGAUCCAUUUCAACUACAGAUACUUUGAAGUAGAGGAAGCCGAUGGUCACAAGCAGUGGUGGUUUGGUGGUGGGUGUGACCUCACUCCAACGUACUUGAACCAAGAGGACGCUGUCCAUUUUCACAGAACUCUGAAGGAGGCUUGUGACCAGCACAGUCCAGAGCUCUACCCCAAAUUUAAAAAAUGGUGUGAUGAUUACUUCUUCAUAGUCCAUCGUGGAGAACGGAGAGGCAUUGGCGGUAUCUUUUUUGAUGAUCUUGACUCUCCGUCCAAGGAAGAGGUGUUUCACUUUGUGCAGAGUUGUGCCCAGGCUGUAGUCCCUUCUUACAUUCCCCUUGUGAAAAAGCACUGUGAUGAUUCAUUCACCCCCCAGGAAAAGCUGUGGCAGCAGCUCCGAAGAGGACGGUAUGUAGAAUUUAAUCUGCUGUAUGAUCGUGGCACAAAGUUUGGCCUCUUCACUCCAGGAUCCAGGAUCGAAAGCAUCUUGAUGUCUUUACCUCUAACUGCCCGAUGGGAGUACAUGCAUUCACCUUCAGAGAAUUCCAAAGAAGCUGAAAUUCUGGAAGUUCUGCGCCAUCCAAGGGACUGGGUGCACUGAUGCAGGCAGCAUGGCUGAGCAGGGUGUGCAGGACACAAAAUGUGUGCCCUCCAAUGCCCCAUUCCACUGGCCAGCACCAUUGCCACCGUGUGGCAGUUAGUUACCUGUGCCUUAGUGAUCUGACCUUUGCCACUCUGCACCCCCGCUUCUGUGGCAAAUGGUAGGAUGCUUCGGAUGCUGUCAGGAGUGAGUGGUGAGAUGAUGGAUGGUCAGAGUCAACUGAUUCAAACUCGUUUGUACUUUCAGAAUCAUUUUAUAUGUCUAGUUUACAAGACAUGUCAUUGAGUUUCCAAGUAUUAAAAUAAGGGAAUAUAAAUUGAAUUAUAUGUAUCAGGAAACUCCAUAUCUUAUUUUUGUCAUGUGUGUUUUUUAAAGUUUUAGUUUCUGCCAUAAAUAACUCUUUAAUGUGAUACAUUUUAUUUUCAUCAAUUCAGUGAAGUUGAGACUUCUUAGUAAUUUACACAAAUUGAAGGUAAAAGUUUUAUUUUGUCAUUGCUGAAGUCUCUUUGGCGGUAUAAUCUUUGCAUACCUUUUGCUAGAAAACAUAAUAUUGUAAAGCAUAUCUUCUUUUUUAUGAUAGGUAUUUAGCACUUAAAAUGUUUUUAAUCUCUACGUGUGUUACAAUUCAGUGAUUACAUACAAUAGCGUGGAUGUAGUUUUUAAACUCUAAAUUUGCAUUAAUGUUAUUUAAAUUAGCAAUGUCUAAGUUACAAUUUUGAUUUUUGUAGAAUCAUCAUUUGCUAAUGUUGAGAUUCUUUGUACUUCUGAAUGUGAAAGCUUAUAUCCCUGGAUUCUGAUAUUUAAAAUUUUCUAUUCCAGACAUUUUUACAUGGAAGUGUAUACUAAGAACACUCCUAGGGAUGUCAUAAAUUUAAAAAAUGUUUCUCAUUUGGAAAAUGAAAUGAGAAAUAACUUCCCUCUUUAAUUAAAGCAGAUGUAAAUACUGUGAGAUGCAUGUAAACAUUUAUACAUAUAUUUCUUGGUAAAAUGGACAAUUGAGAUUGUAUUUUUCAUAUUAGAGAUUUUGCAACUCUUUAUUCUUGAGAGAAAAUCACAAGAUUCUUAAUGUAUGCCUCCUUGUUCAUAUAAUAAUAUGAAUGUAUCCUAUUUGAUUCAUAAUACGUUGAAGUUUGUAAGGAGUAAAAUCUCACACAUUAUUAAAGCAUUAUCCUGGAAUAUGUUGGAUGUAUGUGACUCUUUAGGGCUGGAAAAUGUAUGAAUUCUUCAGUGGUCUUAUAACAGAUAUGCUAAUAAAUUUUAUUUAUUAUGAAAUAAGA